GGGUGCCUCACCAAAACAUACAACCACUGUGCAAAGUCCCAACAAGCUCAACCAAAGUGCAAAUACGUCCAACAUAAAAAACAACAAAUCCAAUAAAAAUCAGACCCUUUUUUUUAUUUUUUUGCAAAUGGAGCAAUCCAACCUCCCUCUUUCCUGAGCUCCCUCCUCGUUUUGCCAUUCAAACUCUCGACCGCAACCUCCCUCCCUCUCUGUACCAUUGGCCGAGACUCUUUUGCUCGCAUUGAAUGCAUCUUCUUAACUCAUCACACGUUUCAAAAUUGAAGCUUGCCCAUGCAAUCCAUAUAGAAACUCAAAGAAGCAGCCUCCAAACGUCCGAGCUUCAACAUGAAUCCCUUCUCCAAGUCCAAUUUCCCUCUCUUGCUCGUGUUCGUUUCGUAUCUACUGUUCUCUUCCGGCUCCUGUGAGUACUUGAUCUCAGGGUCUGAUGACACUCUAGAUGUGCUGCUGUCGGUGAAAAUAUCGAUCGACGAAGACCCGUUACUUGUUCUUGAUGAUUGGUCAAUUGUGGAUUCUGAUUACUGCAAUUGGACUGGAGUCACCUGCGAUUCUGCCAGUUCAAUCAUCAGCCUGAACCUGUCAGGUUCAUCUCUGGCAGGUUCAAUCUCUCCUGCGCUAGGCAAGCUGAGUUCUCUGGUAACUCUUGAUCUCUCUGAUAACAAGUUGACAGGUAAAAUCCCAUCUCAGUUAUCAAACAUGUCUUCGCUUGAGAUUCUACUGUUGUAUUCGAACAGUCUCUCGGGCACAAUUCCUUCGAGUUUAGGCUCUUUGUUGAAUCUCAAAGUUAUUCGCAUUGGAGAUAAUGCUGAGUUGACAGGAGUAAUUCCUGAUUCAUUUGGUGAUCUUUCGAACCUGACAGUUCUUGGGCUUGCUUCUUGUAACCUGAGUGGUUCAAUACCAAGCCGAUUGGGCGACUUGGGCAAGCUUCAGAACUUAAUUUUGCAGCAGAAUCGACUCGAGGGUUUGAUUCCGAAAGAGAUAGGGAAGUGUAAAGACUUGGAGGUGCUCGCUUUGGCUGAGAACGAACUUACUGGGAGUUUGCCAAUUGAGCUUGGUCAUUUGAGCAGUCUUCAAAUUUUGAACCUUGCUACUAACUCAAUUGGAGGAGAGAUACCAACCCAAAUUGGUGAAUUGAGUCAGCUUGUGUACCUCAACUUGCUCGGAAACAAAAUUGAAGGCAAAAUUCCAGCUUCAAUUGGGGAAUUGGGUAGUCUCCAAACACUUGAUUUGUCAGCGAAUAUGCUUGAAGGCGAGAUUCCGAAAGAAUUACAGCAGUUGGAGGAUUUGGUUUUUCUAGUUCUCUCAGACAACAGACUUUCAGGUUUUUUGCCUGAAAAUGUCUGUCAGAAUUCACCUAGCUUGGAGCAUUUGCUAUUGUCAACCAACAAUUUCACUGGGAAAAUACCUGUCAGUUUGAUCGAAUGCAUGUCAGUGAAACAGUUGGAUUUGUCUAACAACAGCCUAACUGGGUUCAUUCCUCCUGAAAUCGGCCAGCUCUACAAUCUCACUGAUCUUUUGCUCAAUAACAAUAGCCUCUCUGGUUCAAUCCCUCCCAGUUUUGGUAACCUGUCAAAUCUUCAGACAUUGGCAUUGUAUCAUAAUGAACUGACAGGUGAAGUUCCUGAAGAAAUUUUCCAGUUGCAGGACUUGCAGAUUCUCUACUUGUACGAGAAUCAACUGUCAGGUGAAAUUCCAUUAGGUAUUGGUAACUGUUCGAGCUUGCAGAUGAUUGAUUUCUUCGGUAAUCAAUUCAGUGGUACCAUUCCCAUAACCAUUGGUCGGUUGAAGCAACUGAAUUUUCUGCAUCUCAGGCAAAAUAGUCUCUCAGGUGAAAUUCCAGCAACUUUGGGAAAUUGCAGGCAGCUUAAAAUUCUUGAUUUGGCUGAUAAUCAGUUGACUGGCAAAAUUCCAGUGACAUUUGGGUACUUAGAAUCUCUUCAACAGUUCAUGCUCUAUAACAAUUCACUUGAAGGCAGCAUACCAGAUGAGAUGUUUGAUUGUAAGAACAUUACGAGGGUGAAUUUAUCCAACAACAGACUCAAUGGAAGCUUUCUUCCUCUUUGCGGUUCGAGUUCUCUACUCUCUUUCGAUCUCACUAACAAUUCAUUCAAUCUUGAGAUCCCUGCACAGUUGGGAAAUUCUGCAUCUCUUGAAAGAAUUCGAUUAGGGAGCAACAAAUUAACUGGUGAAAUUCCUCUGAUGCUUGGAGAUAUUGAAGCUUUAUCGCUUCUUGAUCUCUCGAACAACUUGCUCUCCGGCGAAAUACCGAAAGAGUUGGCUUCUUGUAAAGAAUUGAGACAUAUUGACCUCAAUGGUAAUCAGUUCACUGGAUUAGUUCCUGAAUGGCUUGGGAGCUUGCCUAAUUUGGGAGAGCUCAAGCUUUCUUCUAAUAAGUUUUCAGGUUUUCUUCCUAUUGAACUCUUCAACUCUUUCAAGCUUCUAAGGCUUUCUCUUGAUAACAAUCUAUUGAAUGGUUCACUUCCAUCUCAAAUCUCCAAUCUGACUUCGUUGAACGUACUUAAUCUCUCUCGCAACAAAUUCACCGGGCCUAUUCCCUCUUCAAUAGGAAAGUUAUCCAAACUCUACGAUCUUGAUCUCUCUGGCAAUUUCUUCACUGAUAAUAUCCCAUUCGAGAUUGGCCAAUUACAGAAUCUACAAACAACAUUAGACCUGAGCUUCAACAAUCUCACUGGAGAAAUUCCGACAUCUCUCUUCUUGCUAACGAAACUUGAAGAUCUCAACCUCUCUCACAACUCACUGACCGGAGAAAUCCCUCAUCAGAUUGCUGAAAUGAGUAGCUUAGUGAAGCUAGACCUUUCUUUCAAUAAACUUGAAGGCAGAUUAGACGCCAAAUUCUCUCACUGGCCUCCUCAAUCUUUCACUGACAACCGUGAUCUCUGUGGUAUCCCUCUUCAACAAUGCAUGAGCCCUGUAUCAAAGAAUCGCCGCUCCAAUCUAAACUCUGCAUCGAUAGGAGUCCUCUCUGCCUCUCUCACCCUCACUUUUGUUCUUCUCCUCAUUGCUCUUGCAAUCUUUUUGAGAAGGCGGCGGUUACUCAAACCAAGUGAAAUAAAUUGUGUUUAUUCUUCAACCUCUUCGCAAGCUUAUAGGGAGUUGAUCAUCAAAGGUUCAGUGAGACGAGAUUUCAAGUGGGACACAAUCAUGGAAGCUACAAAGAACCUCAGCAAUGAGUUUGUCAUUGGUUCAGGAGGUUCUGGUACUGUAUAUCGAGCUGAACUUCCAACUGGCGAAAUUAUCGCGGUCAAAAAGAUUGUUCAGAAAGAGAACGAUCUUUUCCUAACCGAUAAAAGCUUCGGGAGGGAACUUCGAACACUGGGCAGAAUCAGACACCGGCAUCUCGUGAAGCUAUUGGGAUUUUUGAGUAGUACUAACGGGUCGAACAUGAUUGUGUAUGAGUACAUGGAGAAUGGUAGCUUGUGGGAUUGGUUGCAUAGGCCAAAUGUGAGCCAGAAGAAGAAAAGGGAGCUCAGCUGGGAGUGCAGGUUGAGAGUGGCUGUAGGCCUUGCAAAGGGAGUUGAGUAUUUGCACCAUGAUUGUGUUCCAAGGAUUGUUCAUAGAGAUAUCAAAUCCAGCAAUGUCCUGUUGGAUGGUGAUAUGGAAGCUCAUUUGGGUGAUUUCGGGCUGGCGAAGCUCGCGGUGGAGAGCCAGAGGGUGAACUCCAGAGGAUACACUGAGUCUGAGUCUUUGUUUGCGGGUUCUUUCGGCUACAUUGCACCUGAAUACGCAUACUCUCUAAGAGCAACAGAGAAGAGCGAUGUAUACAGUAUGGGGAUAGUACUGAUGGAGCUAGUGACCGGACUAAUGCCGACUUCUAAUGCGUUUGGGGAUAUGGACAUGGCUCGAUGGGUUGAAUCAAGAAUUGAAUCACAGGAUGAAGACUUGCUGGAUUCAUCGCUGAAGCCUGUGGCAGCCCGCGAGCAGUCGUCGAUGUUCGAAGUUCUUGAUUUGGGUCUGGAGUGCACGAGGACUGCCGCUGCUGAGAGGCCCAGCUCGAGGAAGGUGUCAGAGGUUUUGGUUCAGAUUUGUUCGAGGGUUCGUCGUGCUGGCCAUGGAAAGAAUAUUAUUGUCUGAGAGUUUGCUGAAAGUAUUGGGCUGUUGGGUAGUUUAUUUCAAUUAUAUAUCAUAAUGUUUGUAGAUAUCAAGUAAGAGUUUGGGUGACUUGCACAGACCCCAAACCAUUGCUUUGAACUGCAACCCCCCUCAGGGCAGCAGAUAGACCACUUGGGUUAAAUUCUCUCAGCUCCUUUAAAACU
Molecule: messenger RNA, 4292 nt
Organism: Asparagus officinalis (garden asparagus)
Lineage: Eukaryota; Viridiplantae; Streptophyta; Magnoliopsida; Asparagales; Asparagaceae
Product: LRR receptor-like serine/threonine-protein kinase GSO1
Exons: 2
Coding region: 346-4110 (1254 amino acids)
Biological process (GO): protein phosphorylation
Molecular function (GO): protein kinase activity; ATP binding; protein binding
Source: RefSeq, a predicted model, not a curated record